AAACUGUCUGGUUUUGUAACAAUUUCCCCGCUGCCGGCCAAUGAGCGGCGUGGCGGCGCGUCACGUGGUGCCGUUUUAUAUAACACUUUGCUGAGACAAGACAGUUAUUAGGCGGCGCGGGGCGGCCGGCAUGGAAGUGGCGGAGGCGCGGCAGGGACCGGCGCACGGCGGCGCGGCGCCUGUGGCAGCCCCGAUUCCCUGCAGCCGUCGCUCCUUGCUCCGGGUCCCCGGUCCUUAGAAGCCUUUUCCCCGCUUGUCCCUCUCCCUAUGGAUUCAUUUCAGACUGGACAGAUGCUGAGCUUGCCCGCCGAGCGUGGCAGUAAUAACUUAGGGCUGGCGGAGCCGGCGGCAUUGGCGGCCCGCGUAGACACGGGCCCCCACUCGGAGGUGGCUACAGAAGGCCCCGCACCUCUACCGACUCAGGAGCCGGAGCAAGAGCAGCCUCCGGGGGCCUCGACGCGGGAGUGCAAAGUCCUGCUCACGCAGGCCGACGCCCUGGCGUCUGGAGGGCGCCUCCGGGAAGCCCUCGAGGUAUACAGACAGCUCUCGGAGCGGCAGCAGCUGGUAGCCGAGCAGCUGGAGCAGCUGGUGCGCUUCCUGGCCGAGAACGUCCCGCAAGGCGAGGCGCUGGCGCCGGCGCCCCCGGACGGGAGCAGCGCGGUGGCGGCGGAGGAGGCAGGGGCUGCAACGGCCGCCGAAGCCACCGAGGUGUGGGACGGCUUCAAGUGCCGGAAGUGCCAUGGAUUUCUGUCAGACCCCGUGUCCUUGUCGUGCGGCCACACCUUUUGUAAACUGUGCCUGGAACGCGGGCGGGCAGCCGACCGGCGCUGUGCGCUGUGCGGGGUCAAGCUCUCUGCGUUGAUGGUGGCCACCGGGCGGACGCGCGGGGCCCGGCGGGCUGGGCAGCAGGCGCAGCCGCCGCUGCGGGUCAACGUGGUGCUCAGCGGCCUCCUCGGCAAGUUGUUCCCGGGCCCGGCACGGGCGUCGCAACUCCGGCACGAGGGCAACCGGCUGUACCGCGAGCGCCAGGUGGAGGCGGCGCUGCUCAAGUACAACGAGGCAGUCAGGCUAGCUCCAAAUGACCACUUGCUUUAUAGCAACCGGUCUCAAAUUUAUUUCACCUUGGAGUCUCAUGAGGAUGCACUGCAUGAUGCAGAAAUAGCAUGUAAGCUCCGCCCAAUGGGUUUUAAGGCACACUUCAGAAAAGCGCAAGCCUUAGCCACCCUAGGCAAGGUGGAGGAAGCACUAAGAGAGUUUCUAUAUUGUGUAUCCCUUGAUGGAAAGAACAAAAAAGCAAGAUCUGAAGCCCAAAGGGAAAAUCCAGAGCUCCCACAUUGUUCUAGUCAGGAGGAAGCAGCAGCCGAGGGGGACUGCAGCAGCCUGGUGAACCCAGCUGAUGUAAAGGGGGAUGGGCAGGAAGACAACAUGAGAAACCAGGAAGAAGAGGAGGAGAAAGGGGAUGUUGCCUUUCCAGAAGCUGCCUCCAUCAAGACAGGCAAAUGCCAGGAAAAGAAAAGGAAACAUUGUCCAAUUGAACCCCAAGACCCAGAGGUGCCUAAUAAAGCCUCUAAGCCAGAUCUUUCUGCAGAUCAGGGGGCUAAGCCUGCUCUCAGUGUUCCGCUCGCAUCUUUUGACGCAUCUGACCUUGAAUGCUCCCUGUGUAUGAGAUUAUUCUAUGAGCCAGUCACAACACCUUGUGGGCACACGUUUUGCUUAAAAUGCCUUGAAAGAUGCCUAGAUCACAAUGCCAAGUGUCCACUGUGCAAAGAUGGUCUUUCACAGUGCUUGGCAUCAAGAAAAUACAGCAAAAAUGUAAUAAUGGAAGAGCUAAUAGCUAAAUUCCUUCCGGAAGAACUCAAGGAACGAAGGAGGCUUUAUGAAGAGGAAAUGGAAGAACUUUCUAACUUAAAUAAGAACGUGCCGAUUUUCGUGUGUACUAUGGCCUAUCCCACGGUUCCUUGUCCCCUGCACAUCUUUGAGCCUUGUUACCGUCUGAUGAUUCGUAGAUGCAUUGAGACAGGCACCAGACAGUUUGGCAUGUGCCUUGGCGAUCCUGUCAAAGGGUUUGCGGAAUAUGGCUGCAUCCUAGAGAUCAGAAACGUUCAGUUCUUUGCCGAUGGCCGCUCAGUGGUCGACAGCAUAGGCAAGAGGCGCUUCAAGGUCCUCCAUCAGGGCCAGCGGGAUGGUUACAACACAGCCGACAUUGAAUACAUCGAAGACCAAAAGGUUCAAGGAGAGGAUUGUGCUGAGCUCAUGGGAUUACAUAACUGUGUCUAUGAGCAAGCAUCAUCGUGGUUUCAUUCACUCAAAUCAUCCUUGAAGAAUCGGAUACUCAAUCACUUUGGUCCAAUGCCAGAGAAAGAUGCUGACCCCCAGAUUAACCCGAAUGGUCCAGCCUGGUGCUGGUGGACGUUAGCGGUUCUUCCAUUGGAGAGCCGAGCUCAGCUCCCUUUCCUAGCAAUGAAGUCCUUAAAGGAUAGACUGAAUGGUAUUCGGCGAGUCCUGGCCUUUAUAUCCCGAAACCAAAACUAGUGAGAGUGGAUUGCUGAAGAGGAGCUCCCAGCCUCCCCACUGCCUUAGGGGAGUCGUCUUGUAAAUAUAUCUAAUUGCAAUAACAUCUUAACAAAAGGAAGUAUCAAACAGGUAUUACCUUGCUGUUGAUCACAGAGAGAAACUGAGUAGAAAGACCAAAAGAAUGUGACCUGUUUGAAACUUUCUAUCUUAAGAUGCUUCUUGACAUGCUGCACAACUCCAUGCACAGCAGAGGUGUUUAAGAGCCCAGAAAAAAAAAAAAUUUGAUUUUGACAUAAAAUUUUCUGAAAAUUUAAAGUGGUUUUGCUUUAAUUUUCUUUUUUUCAUAGGUGAAUGACUUGUGUGGUUGAAAUGUGAAACAAAGAUACUAAUAAUGUUGCUGCGUUAUUUCACUGACUUGAGGUCUCAUUCCAAAUGGUUCAGGUUUUAUAUAGCAUUGUGUAAAAUAAUAUGCAUACUUCUUUCUGUUUUAAUAAUUUAUUUUUUGCACUACUGUAUCCUUUUUUUUCCUACAUGUAUGUUUGUAACUAUUUAAGUUUACAUUACUGAAAAGUCAGUUGCUUUAUUUAUUUAUGUGAUUUACCUGUACCUAGGGGGAAGUAACAAUACUAGAAAUGUGCCAUUUUUGCUUUAACCAUGUUUUACUACAUUUGAUCCCAGUUCUUGAACCAUUUUUGUAUAUAUCCAAUUGGAUGCUUAAAAGGAAGUUCAGAAUCAUGCUAAGAUCAUCUGUCUUCACAGAUUCCACUUUGUUUUCAGUUUGAAUUCAACAAUAUAAAAUACUUAAACGAUUUGGCAUAGAUUAUGGAAUAAGCCAGGGUAAAGUAAAAUAAUCCAUUUUCUAUGUGCUAUACAGAGCAAGGCUAAAGGAAUUAUUUUUUUUGAAUGAAGAGAUGAAUCAGAGGAGUGUCUUUUAUUACAAUCUAUCAUAGGCAUUUAUUUCAGCAAUCUAAUUAUAUCUAAUUUCUCCCCGGUGCAAUUAGGAAUGGGAAUUUUAGGCAGGGUAAUAUUUAACUCUUCAAAGGGAAUGGUUUUCAGUUUGGCACAUCACAGCCAUGUCCAACCAGCCUCCAUACCCCACCUCUUCUGGGAGUUCUAAGGAUCAUGCCCUGGCUGGCACAUGCAGAAACACUUGAUGAAGGACUGUUCAUUAUUAAAAGUGUGAAGAAGCUGGAUAGGGUAGGAGCGUCUAUUAAAAACCAAAGCUAUCUUUUUGGUUUUUAAAUAUUUUGGAGGAACUAGACAAUUAAUCCAUGACUUUAUCUAAGCACUGCCUUUCCUCCUAGUUGCAAUGGGCCAAAGAUUUCAAAAUAGGGAAAGAAUGAUGGGGAAGGAUGUGAGGGUAAACCUUUGUUCAGCUUGCUUAGUGCUACUUUUAUUCCUUUAGCGUCAGGAGAACCUGAAAAAUACCAUGAGUACAGGACAGUUAUAAUGACAGAGUGAAAAGGUUAGGGCAGGGAAGAAGUGAAUUGUGCCAUUUGUACCUUCAUACAAAUUAUCCCCC
Diceros bicornis minor is the source of this 4036-nucleotide messenger RNA. RefSeq names its product LON peptidase N-terminal domain and ring finger 3 (gene LONRF3). Lineage: Eukaryota; Metazoa; Chordata; Mammalia; Perissodactyla; Rhinocerotidae. Gene Ontology annotation, molecular function: metal ion binding; protein binding. The transcript has 11 exons. The coding region runs from base 268 to 2532 and encodes 754 amino acids. The record is from RefSeq and is a predicted model, not a curated record.